AGAAUUUCUAGAUCAGGCUGCAGAAACCCACAGAGUCUGAAGAAAGAGCAUCCAAACACUUACCAGGACCACAAGCAGUUGUACACCAUGACCGAACAGGUGAUUGGAGCCAACAGUGUACCUGGCAUUAUUGCCCCAGGUAAUGUUCACGUCAUCCAGCCCAGCUACCUUGUGGCCUCUGGAAGUCAUCUGCAGCCUUCAGAGGUGACCACUUACCCAAUUUCACCAAAAGUAAUCCAGUGUGAUACAGCAAGAGCAAACUUACAGAAUCUACUCAUGGUGAACCAGAACUCAGCAGCAGGUGUACAGAGUCAACCCAUUGGGUAUCAGCGACAGUAUCCGGUGGGAACAGCCAGUUUGCAGACUGUGCCUGGAGUGAUCCAAUACACACAGGGAAUGACAAAUCUCCAGAUACAGCCUGGAGACCUUCAGAAUCCUCUGAAUGCUAACCUUGGGCUGUCACACACCUCAAACUCAUCCCAGUGGAACACGUCAUUUGCAUCAUUUACUUCAUUUAAUCCCAAGAAAUUCAUAAAUGAGGAGGUCAGAACAUUAGGGGCCAUCCAGAUCCUCAUCGGCCUGACGCACAUGUUCUCUGCAAUUAACCCUGUGCUGUAUCACUAUUCUUCUGUGACCUGGUUGUCAGGGUACCCACUCUGGGGAGGAUUAUCCUAUAUUGUAUCUGGAUCCCUCUCAGUAUGGGCUGCAAAGGACCCCAGUCCUUGUGUGGUGAACAGCAGCAUCAGCUUGAACAUCAUCAGCGCACUCUUUGCCUUUGCCGGGAUCUUCGUUAUCAUUACAGAUCUGAUCCUUUACUAUGUGACGACAUAUACAAAGGCAGUUUCUGGCAGUCUUCUCCCCUUUGCCUUCCUGGAGGUCAUCCUCACUUGUGUGGUCUCACAUUUUGGGUGCCAGGCUACCUGCUGCAGACAAUUUGAGAAUGUGACAGUGAUUCCAACCGUAUCCAGUUUCGACCCAGCCAAUACCACCACCAGCCCUGUCAAUGCUACCACUGGUCCUGUCAAUGCUACCACUGGCCCUUUCAGUGCUACCAAUGGUCCUGUCAAUGCUACCAUUCACCCUGUCAACACCACCACCAGCCCUGUCAAUGUUACCACUGGUCCUGUCAAUGCUAACCUUGGCCCUGUCAAUGUGACAACUGGCCCCCUUAACACUACCACUGCCUGUGCCAAAACUACCACCAGCUCUGUCAAUGCUAUCCACACCAACAGUGUACCCCCGAACCCUCAUACCAAGAAAUAGCUGAUUUGCACAGAGAUAGAUGACAUGGGAUGCCUGUCUCAAUGACAAGGGGAUACACUGCAGCAGUAUCUUUCUUUCUCCCUGAAACUUCCAUGACCAUAACUCUAGCCUUGUUGCCAGACUGAAAUGAACAAGCAUUUCCUCUCCUCUUCACUCCUAAGCUUCAUUUUUGUUUGUUAUUGAUGUCUUUUUUUUCAUUCAUAAAUAAUUUUCCUUUGGCUGUCAGUAUCUUUUAACCUUGGCAAAGUGCAGGGUGCAUUUUGUUUCCAUGGUUCCUGAUGUAUGCUCACUGUUGAAAAACGGGUUCUAAAUUGGUGCCUCAGCCAUGGAAUUCUUGUAGGUCCAACUUCUUCCCAGUCCCCAGCUCUAACUCUGACAUGGUUCUCCCCAACAGAGGACGGGGAGCAAUGUGGAGUGUGUUCAGUAUUCCCAGGUGUAGGAGGAGGAAAAUCUUUGUGACCUAGAGUUAGGUGAAGAGUUUUUAAACAAGACACCAAAAAUACAAUUCACAAAAGGAAAAAAAUCAAUAAGUUGGAUUUAGAAUUAAAAACAGUUGCUCUGUGAAAGAUCUUGCUAAGAUAAACAGUCACAGGCUGGAAGAAAAUAUUUGCAAAUCAUAUAUCUGACAAAGGACAUGUUUCCACAAUAUAUAAAGAACUCUCUAAACUCAACAAUAUAAAAAAAUCUAAUCACAAAAUGGACAAAAGGCUUGAACAGAGGCUCUAACAAAGAGAAUAUAGGGUUGCAAAUAAGCGUAUGGAAAGAUGUUCAAUGUUAUUAGCCGUUAAGUACAAUGAAAUAACACUACACACCUAUUAGAAUGGCUAAAAUUAAAAAUACUGAUAAUACCAAGUGCUGGUGAAAACAGAGCAACUGGAGGUCUCAGAUGUUGUUAGGAUGUAAAUGGCACUGCUACUCUGGAAAACAACUUGGCUGAUUAUUAUAAAGCAAAGUAUGCACUUACCAUAUGACUCAGCAAUCUUGCUCCUGGGUAUUUAUCCUAGAGAAAAUAAAACUUACUUCCACACAAAA
Messenger RNA from Symphalangus syndactylus (siamang), 2295 nucleotides. RefSeq names its product membrane spanning 4-domains A18 (gene MS4A18). The record is from RefSeq and is a predicted model, not a curated record. NCBI's taxonomy places the organism in Eukaryota, Metazoa, Chordata, Mammalia, Primates, Hylobatidae. Gene Ontology annotation, biological process: cell surface receptor signaling pathway. Gene Ontology annotation, cellular component: plasma membrane.